This is a messenger RNA of Phacochoerus africanus (Common warthog), 2481 nucleotides long. It is a transcript of the gene CCNB1IP1, whose product is annotated as cyclin B1 interacting protein 1. Bases 1287 to 2120 code for a protein of 277 amino acids. The record is from RefSeq and is a predicted model, not a curated record. Gene Ontology annotation, molecular function: ubiquitin protein ligase activity. NCBI's taxonomy places the organism in Eukaryota, Metazoa, Chordata, Mammalia, Artiodactyla, Suidae. Gene Ontology annotation, cellular component: synaptonemal complex. The transcript is spliced from 4 exons. Gene Ontology annotation, biological process: reciprocal meiotic recombination.
GAAAGAGAAAGGGUGAGUAUAUAGAUUCAUGACCCAUAAAGGGAUUUCCAGGGCUUAGUAUCCAUUGUGUUGUUGAUUUAUCAGAUUGUUUCUGUUACUAAUUCGUACUGAUGUCACAUCACCUGGAAAGGUGGAUGUAAAAGACAGCAUUAAGAUUUGCCUCCUGAGGUCCCCUCAAGCUCUCCUCAGAUUAAUUUCUAAUAUGAAUUCUAAUAGGCUCAUAUAGAUUGAGCAGAAAGGCAUACAAUAAGCACAGAACAGAAAAGAAAAUGACAGGCAACAGUAUUAGGAUAAAAUUGGUACAAACAUUUUAACAACAAGCAGGUCCAGGAAAGCACACAGGCAGAUGAAAUGACCUCAAAAAAGCCGUGACACCCAAUCCUAUUGCUUCGUUCUGAGAGCUGUAAUGAAUGUUCAUAGUGCAGAUGCUAAAUCAAGAAAAGUUUUUUAAAUGUAUAGGAUGUGUAAAAGCUGGAAAGAUGUCUAUUUCAAGAUGGAUAGAAAACUAAAACGUCAGGAGUUCCUACUGUAGCAGUGGGUUAAAUCCUACCUCAGUGGCUCAGGUUGCUGUCGGUUGAGUUUUGGGUCCCCACCCUACCCAGUGGGUUGGAAGAUCUGGCCGUUGUCACAUCUGCCCGUGGGUCACAGCCUUGGCUCUGAUUCUAUCUGUGGUCCAGGAAUUUACAUAUGCGGGUGCGGCCAUAAAAUUUAAUAAAUAAAAUGGCAGAAUCUACCUCAACAUGGAGGUGUUAGGUGUCCAAUUAUAGGUAUCAGAAUUUAUGGAAAUGUUUCCUGAAAUACUUCGGGAGGCUGUGCUGCCCAGAGGUACUCCCCCAGUUUUCCCAGGGCAAACACCUGCGUGUGCUCAGAGGCUGUUAGUUUCUCAACCGUCCCCACUCUGCUUUGACCUCAAAUGUUAGGUCCACGACAGCUAGGAUAUCACUCCUGUGCCAACUGAGGGCUGAAAAAGGCACAAAAUGACACUAUUUGAGGGGCUCCCAGGUGAGAAGCUUAGAUCAAGCUCAGAUUCGCGCCCUGAAAUGCGCGUGCCAGGUGGGUGCGCGAUCCAUAGCCCGGGUGCCACAGCCUGUGGGUCCCAGAAUCCUGAGAGGCGGGAACCCGGGAGCUCUUACCCAGCAGGCUCCAGGGCGACUCCGCGCAUGCGCUCUCAGACGUACUAGCGCCGCCGGCGGCGAAUCCUCACGAGUUGAGGCAACUGCGUUUUCCCGCGCUUUUUCUGGACGCCUCAGGAGUCUUUUCAGCAUCUGGAGACCUCAUUGACUGUUAUGUCUUUGUGUGAAGACAUGCUGCUUUGUAAUUAUCGCAAGUGUCGCAUCAAACUCUCAGGCUAUGCAUGGGUCACUGCCUGCUCUCACAUAUUCUGUGAUCAGCAUGGCAGUGGUGAGUUUAGCCGUUCACCAGCUAUCUGCCCUGCUUGCAACAGUACUCUUUCUGGGAAGCUAGAUAUUGUCCGCACAGAACUCAGUCCAUCAGAGGAGUAUAAAGCCAUGGUGUUGGCAGGACUUCGACCAGAGAUUGUGUUGGACAUUAGCUCCCGAGCACUGGCAUUCUGGACGUAUCAGGUACACCAGGAGCGUCUCUAUCAAGAAUACAAUUUCAGCAAGGCUGAGGGGCAUCUGAAACAGAUGGAGAAGAUAUAUACUCAGCAAAUACAGAGCAAAGAUGUAGAAUUGACCUCUAUGAAAGGGGAGGUCACCUCCAUGAAGAAAGUGCUAGAAGAAUACAAGAAAAAGUUCAGUGACAUCUCCGAGAAACUUAUGGAGCGAAAUCGCCAGUAUCAAAAGCUCCAAGGCCUCUAUGAUAGCCUUAGGCUACGAAAUAUCACUAUUGCUAACCAAGAUGGUACCCUUGAACCAUCCAUGAUUGCACAGUCUGGUGUUUUUGGCUUCCCUUUAGGGAACAACUCCAAGUUUCCUUUGGACAGUACACCAAUUCGAAGUCGGGGUGGUGGAGAUGGAGAUUUUCAGUUCAAACCAUUUUUUGUGAGUUCUCCCACAGCACCUGAACCCAGCAACAGCUUUUUUAAUUUUGCCUCCCCAAGUCAUGAAUUAGAGCAGCAGCAGGUCUCUAGCAGGGCCUUUAAAGUAAAAAGAAUUUAGCUCACUUUAUAGAAUGUUCCUUCAGCAGUUUUAUUUAGCAAAUAAUCUUUAUUUCAGAUAGGAGGCACCAACCUUCCUGUGCUUGCUAUUGAGUCUUCAAAGUUGUCCUCCCGUUUUCAAUUUACAAGAAACUCAGUGGCAGUGGAGGGAGAGUCUCAUCUCUUUUUCUGUUUCUAUUUAAGGCAUGAGCAUUUUAUUUAACUCAAUUUUAUUGUCACCUUCUAUUUCACUGGUAGUAAAAAGCUUACAAUAUUAUUGGGUGUUUUGUAGAUCACCAUUUGUUUCUGUCUGGGUUAUUUUUGACUGAACCAUGUGUUUAAGCGUGCGUAUAUAAGCACCUAUGUUAUAUGUAUACAUGUCA